This is a messenger RNA of Cydia pomonella (codling moth), 444 nucleotides long. RefSeq names its product putative ankyrin repeat protein RF_0381. The record is from RefSeq and is a predicted model, not a curated record. The transcript has a single exon. The coding region runs from base 1 to 444 and encodes 147 amino acids. NCBI's taxonomy places the organism in Eukaryota, Metazoa, Arthropoda, Insecta, Lepidoptera, Tortricidae. Gene Ontology annotation, molecular function: protein binding.
AUGUUCCAUGUGAUAGCUGAAGAAGGCCUCGGCAAUGUUUUGGAUCGAAUUUGGAAUGCUACCCGUCAAAAAGAGCUAGAGCACAUACUGAAACUCAAAAACAACGACGGGGAGUUGUGUUUACACAGCGCCGUCAAGAACCUCCGAGGAAUUGAAGCUGAAAAAAUAAUGAUUCAGCUAUUUGAUAUGGGAGCAGAUUUGGACGCACAAGAUGACACUGGAGACACUGUUCUGCACAUAGCAGUGAAACAACAAGACUACCAGCUGGUGAAGUGGCUGCUCUCAUUGCGUAUUGACAUAAAUAUAAAAUAUAAGAGUGAAUUGACCGCAUAUCAGCUAGCCGAAGAGAAGAAAGAUUACAAAAUGACAACAAUGAUUUUAUCAAAAAAAGGAAGUUUUGAUGAGUGGUUGGUAAAGAAUUUCAAGUCCAUCGCUUUUUUGUAA